CAGGAGCAAGGAGUAGGAAGAGGGUUGUUUGGCUGUUUAUACGGAGCUGCUUAAGCGUAAUAAAAUAAAAUGGAACCAUAUGAUGUUAUCGUAAAUCAGCCGGUUGUUAUUGAUAAUGGCUCAGGAGUAAUCAAAGCAGGUUUUGCAGGAGACCAAAUCCCAAAAUGCCGUUUCCCAAAUUAUAUUGGACGGCCAAAGCACAUACGUGUGAUGGCUGGAGCGUUAGAAGGAGAUCUGUUUGUUGGCCCUAAAGCUGAAGAACAUCGAGGUUUGCUUAGCAUCCGUUACCCAAUGGAACAUGGUAUUGUCACAGACUGGAAUGAUAUGGAAAGGAUCUGGCAGUACAUAUACAGUAAAGACCAGCUGCAGACAUUCUCAGAAGAGCAUCCAGUACUACUAACAGAAGCCCCUCUAAAUCCAAGGCGAAACAGAGAAAAAGCAGCAGAGAUUUUCUUUGAAACAUUCAAUGUUCCUGCUCUCUUCGUAUCUAUGCAAGCUGUUCUUAGUCUGUAUGCUACUGGUCGCACAACUGGUGUUGUGUUGGAUUCAGGAGAUGGAGUUACACAUGCUGUGCCAAUUUAUGAAGGUUUUGCAAUGCCUCAUAGCAUCAUGAGAAUUGAUAUUGCAGGACGAGAUGUGUCGAAAUAUCUCAGGCUGCUGUUACGUAAGGAGGGAGUCAACUUCCGUACCACAGCAGAAUUUGAGAUUGUACGAACAAUCAAAGAAAAAGCAUGCUAUCUUGCGAGCAAUCCUCAGAAAGAAGAAACUGUUGAAACUGAGAAGUACCAAUACACACUUCCUGAUGGCAGUACAUUAGAAAUUGGUCCUGCACGGUUCAGAGCGCCUGAAGUUUUGUUUCGGCCAGACCUCAUUGGGGAAGAGUAUGAGGGUCUCCAUGAGGUUCUGCUCUACUCCAUACAGAAAUCUGACCUGGAUCUACGCAAAGUAUUAUUUCAAAAUAUUGUUCUUUCAGGAGGCUCCACAUUAUUUAAGGGAUUUGGUGAUAGGCUGUUAUCAGAAAUACGAAAAUUAGCUCCAAAAGACAUCAAAAUAAGAAUAUCUGCACCCCAGGAACGCUUAUAUUCCACAUGGAUUGGCGGUUCAAUCCUAGCAUCUCUUGACACCUUCAAAAAAAUGUGGGUAUCGAAGAGGGAAUAUGAUGAAGAGGGACAGCGUGCAAUCCAUAGGAAGACAUUCUGAAGUGAUGUGGGCAUGAUACUGGAUGCUUUCUGCCAGUCUUAUCACACUGUGGACAUUUGGCUGUGGUCUUUGCGAAAGAUAUGAACAUGAGUCUCCUCAAAAGUGUGAUACUGGACUAGUAUGCAGGUUGCUUGUGAAGUAUUUCUAUAUUUGCUUCUUGUAGAUGUGCACACUUAUUCUACAAAAUAAGACAAAUUAUUAAUUGGAGUUUGUGACAGAUGUACUGGAGAAGAAAGAUGAGACAGGAACAAGCACUUAUUGGAACUAAUAUGUAGAAGAACUGAGAGUAAAACAAAAUGUUAAUUUGUAUGAUACCUAUUUCUUUAGUUGGAGGUACAGUUUAUAUAGAAAAACAUUCUGUUUUGCCAUAAUUCGAACUAAUAAUCAGGCAUGCUGUAAUUUGAAUGUUGUUUCUGAUCUUUCCUUUUAAAAUGUUUAUAGGCACAUUAAUAGGCAAGCUGCCUGAAGGAUGCAGUUCAUUUAAAACUAUUCUGCCUGACAUCGACCCUAAAAGACUGUCUUGGAUAAUGCUGAUAUGGAACUGGUGUAGUUCUCCCAUUUCAUAUAUGUAUUUGAUCAAUUAGAAAAGAAUGGUUUAAGCAAAAAAUACAUAUGAAUUUUAUGUCUUAAGCUCAGUGACAUAAAAAUUCAUAGUUUGGAAAAUUAAGCAAUUCAUUGGCAUAUUUUUAAGCCAAUAUCUGGAAAAUAUAUGCAAAGUGGCCUUGAAAGUUUGUAUUUUUUAAAUUAAAUCUCAUUAUUAUACUAAACAAUGCUGAAAUUAUAGCAUUAUUCCUAACUUGGAUCUGCUACACACACACACACACACACACGCAGACACAGCAUCAUGCGGUCUGAUUCUUCUGUUGGAUUGAGUACGUGAUGUUUUUAUAUGCAGUAUUAUCAGAAUGAAAGAUGGAUAUGUCAGUUUCCCGAGCAAGUAGAACUGCAGCUCCAUGACUUGUGUGAAGUUAAGUCUCCCUAUGACCCCUACCCUCAUUCUCUUAAGUUUAUUGGAGAUUUUCUUCCAGUAGUUAGCCUGGACACUUGUUAUUAUGUGAGACUAGGGUGUGCUGAGGUGUCUGCGCUUAACAAGUCACGUGGUUAUGAUGCCUAUAGAAGUCGUGCAGUACUGUGUAUUGUAGUGGCUGUGAUGUCUAUAGAUGCCACGCAUGUUUCUAGCUACUCUGUUAUAGAUAUAACUUGUAAGUUAUGCUUGCAAGAUGUUCUGGCUGUUUUCUGCAGACUGUAUGUUCCAUCAUGGCAUCAGGUUUCCUCGUUCUCAGUACAGCAAGGAAUGUUGGCAUGCUAUGCUCUUCUCUCUCCAUUGUGAACCUGAUGUUUGGAUGGAUGCUUUUGAGAUGCCCUUGGAAGUUACUUAAUUCUUUCAUACCAUGGGACCAGACAACAAAAGAUAUCAUUGACAUGCCUGUACCAAUAGGAGGGUUUGUGUGUAGGUGUACUUGGUGCCUGUUGUACAUGGUGUUCCUUGCAGAAGUUAUCUAUUAUUGGAACAAGUGGUGAUUCCAUAGCAGGCCUGUCCAUCUGAUCUUGGAAUCUACUGCUGUAGGUGGAGUAAAUUGACACCAGAAUUUGUUGGAACUGAUGUAUGGUUCUGUCAUUGAUCCAAUAGCUGCAGAGUACUCUUUACUGGAAUACUUCAGAACUAAUCAUGAUGACUGCAUCCUGCACAUAAAUGCUGUGCAGUUUUUGGAUGAAAUCAUUGGAAUUUUGGGGCAGAGAGUCCCAUGUUGGACUGAACAAUUCUGUGAGUUGUUCAAAUCACAUGUAGAAAAUAUAUGUCAUAUUUUGUUCAAAAUUCAAAUGUACAUGCUGUUAUGUAUAAUUUCAUAACUAGAGAGCAAUGCUGUAUAACAGGAUUAAGAGAAUUAUUCCUGUUAUUUCAAGUAUAAGUAUAAAUACAAACGAACACAUAUAUUCAUAUCCUAUAUAUAUUGGGUGUCCAAAUUAAAGGUAUCCAAAAUAAAAAAUUUAUAUCUUGGAAACUAAUUGUCAUACACAUAUCUGGUUUAUGUCAUCGGAAAG
Cryptotermes secundus is the source of this 3243-nucleotide messenger RNA. RefSeq names its product beta-centractin (gene Arp1). The transcript has 9 exons. The record is from RefSeq and is a predicted model, not a curated record. Lineage: Eukaryota; Metazoa; Arthropoda; Insecta; Blattodea; Kalotermitidae. The coding region runs from base 70 to 1200 and encodes 376 amino acids.